AUGGCAUUCCUCAGUCAAGCGCAGGCGGCGCCGGCAUGGUUCCUCUCGCUGGCCUUCCUCGGCACCCUUUACGCCGCUGCAUUCUCGUUCCGGCUCCUCGCCCACCUCGCGCUCUGCUUGCGCCGGCCGAAGGACCUCCGGCGCCGCUACGGCGCCUGGGCCGUCGUCACCGGCCCGACGUCCGGCAUCGGCCGGUCCGUCGCCCUGGAGCUCGCCAGCCGGGGGCUCAACCUCGUGCUCGUCGACCUCAACGCCGCCAAUCUCAAGGAAAUCGCUCACACCGUCAGAUCUCGCCACGCCGUGCAGACCAAGACCGUGGUGUUCGAUCUCUCGCUCGUUUCUACUGCCCAAGGUGACGAGGCGAUGCGGCGGCUCCGAGAGGCCGUGGCGGGGCUGGACGUGGGAGUGCUGGUGAACAACGCCGGGGUGGCGAAGCCGGGCGCCGUGUACCUGCACGAGGCCGACGUGGAGGCCUGUGUGAGGAUGAUGCGGGUGAACCUGUGGGCGCUGACGGAGGUGACCGCCGCGGUGCUGCCGGGGAUGCUGGAGCGACGCAGGGGCGCCGUCGUCAACAUGGGCUCAGCCUCGUCGGAGGCCAUCCCCUCCUUCCCCCUCCACACCAUGUACGCUGCCACCAAAAGGUAUGUUGCGCAGUUCUCCAGGAGCCUUUACGUUGAGUACAGAAGCAAAGGGAUCGAUGUGCAAUGCCAGGCUCCGUUCUACGUGGCGACCAGGAUAGUGUCAAGGCUGGCAGAGACCGGGCGGGCCGGGCGCCUCUCUAUGUUCCUCAUUGCGCCGACGCCCGACGCGUACGCGAGCGCGGCGGUGCGCUGGAUCGGCCACGGCCCGCCCCUCUGCGCCCCCAACCUCGGCCACCAGCUCCUGUGGUGCCUCGCCGCCGUCCUGCCGGACUUCGUCCACGACUGGCUCCGCAUGCGCGAGCACCUGCAGCACAGAGCGCUGGCUCAGAGAGCGUCGAGACGUCGUGCCGGCGUGCCAAUAACUGUCAAGUGA
Messenger RNA from Triticum turgidum subsp. durum (durum wheat), 1014 nucleotides. NCBI's taxonomy places the organism in Eukaryota, Viridiplantae, Streptophyta, Magnoliopsida, Poales, Poaceae. The record is from the annotation of a GenBank genome assembly.